Molecule: messenger RNA, 1419 nt
Organism: Debaryomyces hansenii CBS767
Lineage: Eukaryota; Fungi; Ascomycota; Pichiomycetes; Serinales; Debaryomycetaceae
Gene: KTR4
Product: putative mannosyltransferase
Exons: 1
Coding region: 1-1419 (472 amino acids)
Biological process (GO): cell wall mannoprotein biosynthetic process; protein N-linked glycosylation; protein O-linked glycosylation
Cellular component (GO): Golgi apparatus; membrane
Molecular function (GO): alpha-1,2-mannosyltransferase activity
Source: RefSeq, a predicted model, not a curated record
AUGAUAUCUGCAUUCUCAUUGAGAAUACCAAAACCGUUACUUGUAUUAAUUAUACCUUUGAAUUUAGUGUUAAUAUUUGGAAUAAUUGUUUAUGUUGCUGAAAUACCUACAGAUGAAUAUGUAGAUAGGGAUAUGAUUAGUCUGGGGUUUCGACAACUUACACAGAAGUUUGAUUUUGGGUAUUUAAAUCAGAAUGUUUCAGACGUUGAUUUGCAAAAUGUUGAUACUUAUAGCACAUAUGGCUUUAAAAUAAAACCCAAUAAUGUCAAGUUCAAGUUUGUGAACCCCAAGAAGAAGAUUGGUACUCCGGAGGAUAUCCUAAAGAAGAAUAAGGAAACAUUUGAAGAGGUGAUGGCACAAGAAAUCCAUGAGCCAAAAGAUGCAGACCUUCAGAGCAUGAGGCCACCAUCAAAAAAAGACAUCGAUAAAUACAAGCAUGCAAAUGCUACAAUAAUUGCAUUGGUACGUAAUAACGAGGCCCUGGCUAUAACUAAAACUAUCCGAAGAUUUGAAACGAGAUUUAAUUCCAAGUUCAGAUACCCAUAUACAUUCAUUAACGACGAGCCAUUUACCGAGAGGUUUAUGCAACGAAUGCAGAAAUUAAGUGACGCCCCUAUGGAAUUCGUUACAAUUCCAAGUGAAUUAUGGAAGAAGCCAUCUGACAUUGAUACUGAACGCGAGGAGAAGGCUAUGCAGCUCUUGUCCGAUCAACGGAUUUCGUAUGCAAAAAAGGGAUCUUAUCAUAAUAUGUGUAGGUUUUACCUGGGUAAUUUCUACAAUGUUCCAGAAUUGAAAAAAUACCAAUAUUAUUGGCGUAUUGAACCAAAUGUCUUUUUCUACAAUGAUUUGGAAUACGAUGUCUUUAAGUAUAUGGAAGUAACCAAGAAAGCUUAUGGUUUUGCAAUUAAUCUCUACGAUAUUUCGGAAACUGUCGUAUCCUUAUGGCCGGAGACUUUAAAAUUCUUGAAUAAGGGCGAUAACUAUAAAUAUGUAAACCCGAAUGGAGCAUUUCAGUGGCUUUUAGAGAACCAACAAAAUCCCAAGAAUAAUAAAAAGGCAAACGGAUAUUCUACUUGUCAUUUCUGGUCAAAUUUCGAAAUUGGUGACAUGGAUUUCUACCGUGGUGAAGCGUAUAAUGAGUGGUUUAAAUAUUUGGAUUCUACUGGGAACUUCUAUUAUGAACGUUGGGGAGAUGCACCUGUACAUUCUAUGGGGUUAGCAUUAUUUGCCGACACCAAGGAUAUCCACUGGUUUAGAGAUAUAGGAUAUUACCACGACCCAUACGUUAAUUGUCCUAAUUCUCCUGACACAAUUGGUUGCGAAGCUGGCCAAUUUAGUAGAUGGGACCAUUUGGCAGAUCAAAACUGUAUGGCUAGCUGGAUUGAUUACAGUAUGGAAGACCCAAGUGCAAUUUAUUAA